AAAUAGGAUUCGAAUUCCUGUGCCAAACAACUUAACAUAGUAUUUGCAAAAUGAGUGCCCAGAUUCGGAGUAGACAAAUCUCGCUGUCUCUGCUGCUGCUGCUGGCCCUGUGCCUGGACUGGCAAAUGGUUUUGGCACGCACACGUGAUCUGUGCCAGGUGAAGCCCAGCACGAGCAGCCUCUGUGUGCCGACCACACUGGGCAUCUACUACGAUGAGGAGACGCAGCACUGCCACUACAUGGGCUGCAGCAAUAAGCGACUCUUUGGCUCGCUUGAGGAUUGCGAGAAGAUAUGCAACAAUGCGCGACACGUCAAGCGGCGCAACAACGUGGCCAGCAGCAAAACCAAUCAAACCACUAAUUGAAUAUAAGCACUUACAAUAG
Drosophila montana is the source of this 384-nucleotide messenger RNA. RefSeq lists its product as uncharacterized. NCBI's taxonomy places the organism in Eukaryota, Metazoa, Arthropoda, Insecta, Diptera, Drosophilidae. The record is from RefSeq and is a predicted model, not a curated record. Bases 51 to 365 code for a protein of 104 amino acids. The transcript has 2 exons. Gene Ontology annotation, molecular function: serine-type endopeptidase inhibitor activity.